Messenger RNA from Monopterus albus (swamp eel), 1053 nucleotides. RefSeq names its product calcium homeostasis modulator 1b (gene calhm1b). Gene Ontology annotation, molecular function: monoatomic cation channel activity. Lineage: Eukaryota; Metazoa; Chordata; Actinopteri; Synbranchiformes; Synbranchidae. Gene Ontology annotation, cellular component: plasma membrane. The transcript has 2 exons. The record is from RefSeq and is a predicted model, not a curated record. Bases 1 to 1053 code for a protein of 350 amino acids.
AUGGAUAAGUUUCGUCUGAUGUUCCAGUUCCUCCAGUCCAACCAGGAAUCUUUUAUGAAUGGAAUCUGUGGCAUCAUGGCACUAGCUAGUGCCCAGAUGUACGCUUCCUUUGAGUUUAGCUGCCCCUGUAUCCCAGAAUACAACUACAGCUAUGGGAUUGGACUGCUUGUUGUUCCACCUAUAUGGUUCUUUAUGUUAGGUUUUGUGUUGAACAAUAAUGUGUCAGUGCUGGCCGAGGAGUGGAAAAGACCCACAGGGGGACGGAGGAAGGACCCGUCAGUCCUUCGCUACAUGUUUUGUUCGAUCACACAGAGAUCCUUGAUAGCACCUGCGGUGUGGGUGUCUGUCACGCUCAUGGAUGGGAAAAGCUUCCUCUGUGCUUUCAGCAUCAGCUUGGAUAUUGAAAGGUUUGGGAAUUCCAGUCUCAUUAAGGGACUGUCAGAGACGGACAAGAUGAAACUGCUGGCAAAGAUCCCAUGUGAAAAGCUGUUUGACAAUAAGCAAAUAAGAGAGGCAGCAACAAAAUAUAUCACGUGUAUAUCGCAGGCAUGUGGGUGGAUAUUUUUGCUCAUGAUGACCUUCAUAGCCUUCCUGAUCCGGGCUAUUCGACCGUGCUUUACUCAGGCUGCCUUCCUCAAGACCAAGUACUGGUCUCAUUACAUCGACAUUGAGCGCAAGCUGUUUGAUGAAACGUGUAAAGAGCAUGCCAAGAGCUUCGCCAAGGUUUGCAUCCACCAGUACUUUGAGAACAUCAGUGGAGAGAUGCAACACUUCCACCAGCAUCACUCCAAGGAUGACAGCGACAAUGAAGACGAAAAUAGGAAGAGCGAUGAAGAAAAACUUCUGGGGAUCAGGGCCCAGGAUGAUAUGAAUAAAGUGUUGUGGAACUGGCACACCUGCAAGCCAGCUCUGGCUCUGAAAAAGGACGAAAUAGAUGGUGAACACAAUGACAGACUGAACGGAGAAGUCAAAGGAGUACUAAAUGGGUUUGUAAAAGGACACACCCAUAACGUGGAGAAAAAGGAGUGGGCGGUGUAUUACAGUAAGGUCUGA